AUCUAUAGCCGUCUCUCUCCAACUCUUAGGCCUUAGCUAUAGCCUAUAGUGGUGUGGAGCCCACCACUAUAGCCUAUAGCCAUAGCUGGACCUUUGCUUUGCUGGCUUCAAGCUCUCCAUUGUUGGUCUUUUAUGGGUUUUGUCUGCGGAGAAUGAGAGAGAGUUUCCGUUCCACCAAUCCUCAACGCAUAGACUCUGGUAUUUCUCAAAGUUCCCCCAUUUUACCUUUGUUCUCCUUCUUCAACUCUGUCAUCAUCCGCAGACCACUACAAAGCAAACACAAUAAAGACCAAUUUUUUGCUCUUAUUGGAUUCGAUGGAUCCACAGAUCUAGUCUAAUGCCUGGUCGCGCCCUCAUGAGCUUCUUCUCGCUCUUUCCAGAUCCUCCUCUUAUUGAGCUGUAACCCGCGGUAGCUUUCAAAAACCUGCCAACUUAUUGGGGUUUUCUUUUUACAAGAGGAAACAAAGAUGGGCUUCAGAUUAUAGGACUGAAUUGCUUCUUUGGUUCAAUUCUCCUACUGAAUUCAACUGUAAAGUGUGAUUAUAGUGCUGUGAAGUUGAGAAGAACAGAAUACAGAAUUGGGUUUUUGGGUCAGUUGUUUUUGAUGUGGAUGAGAAUUUUGAGGGUUGUUUAGAUGAGAUGAGGGAUGUUAUCGGAGUUGAUGAACUUUUUGAGGGCCUGUUUUCGGCCGAGGUCCGAUCGAUAUGUUCAUGGGGGUUCCGAUGCAGGGGGGCGCCAAGAUGGGCUAUUUUGGUACAAAGACAGCGGACAGCACUUGAAUGGUGAAUUCUCUAUGGCUGUAGUCCAGGCCAACAAUUUGCUUGAGGACCAGAGCCAGCUGGAGUCUGGCAGUUUGAGCUCGCAUGAGACUGGCCCCUAUGGUACCUUUGUUGGUAUCUAUGACGGGCAUGGCGGGCCUGAGACAUCACGCUAUAUCAAUGUUCACCUAUUUCAGCAUCUGAAGUGGUUUACUGCAGAGCAACAAUCGAUGUCAAUGGAUGUGAUACGGAAAGCAUUUCAAGCAACAGAAGAUGGGUUUUUGUCUCUUGUUACCAAACAAUGGCCAGUGAAGCCACAGAUUGCAGCCGUUGGGUCAUGUGCUCUUGUUGGCAUUAUUUGUGGGGGAACCCUUUACAUUGCCAACCUUGGUGAUUCCCGUGCUGUCCUGGGAAGAGUGGUGAGGGCAACAGGGGAGGUUUUAGCCAUCCAAUUGUCGAUGGAGCACAAUGCUUGUAUAGAAUCUGUGAGGCAGGAGCUGCAUUCUUUGCAUCCCAAUGACUCACAAAUUGUAGUAUUGAAACAUAAUGUAUGGCGUGUAAAAGGUCUUAUACAGAUUUCUAGAUCAAUUGGUGAUGUAUAUUUAAAAAAGGCCGAGUUCAACAGGGAGCCUUUAUAUUCUAAGUUUCGCCUUCGGGAACCUUUCGAAAGGCCAAUACUUAGUUCUGAACCAGCAAUUUCAGUGCACCAAUUGCAACCACAUGAUCAAUUUAUUAUCUUUGCAUCUGAUGGGCUGUGGGAGCACCUUAGCAAUCAGGAAGCAGUUGAUAUAGUUCAAAAUCAUCCACAUAGUGGAAGUGCAAGAAGGCUAGUAAAAGCUGCUUUGCAAGAAGCCGCAAAGAAGAGAGAAAUGAGGUAUUCGGACUUGAAGAAGAUCGACCGUGGUGUCCGCCGCCACUUCCACGAUGAUAUCACAGUGAUUGUUGCCUUUGUAGACUCAAAUCUCGUAAGCAGGGCUAGCUCAGUCAGGUGCCCUACUAUAUCCGUGAGAGGGGGUGGUAUAAACCUUCCUAACACACUAGCACCUUGUACGACGCCAACUGAAGCUGGCAAUACCUAGUUAAGAUGUAUCUCGUGUCUGUUGUACUAUUUCCUGUGUGAAUACCAGGUAGCUAUCCGAAGAGAUCGCAUGAGCCGGCCUUCAAUUCUUUAGUGUACACCGUAACUUUUAACUGUAUUUAGCAUCUGUGCCAAAAAUGAAAAGAAACCAGAGAAAGACAACAUUUCUAGGUGACA
Messenger RNA from Juglans microcarpa x Juglans regia, 2013 nucleotides. RefSeq names its product probable protein phosphatase 2C 60. The record is from RefSeq and is a predicted model, not a curated record. NCBI's taxonomy places the organism in Eukaryota, Viridiplantae, Streptophyta, Magnoliopsida, Fagales, Juglandaceae. Gene Ontology annotation, molecular function: protein serine/threonine phosphatase activity; cation binding. Gene Ontology annotation, biological process: protein dephosphorylation.